AUGAAGUCAUGUCAAGCGUUUCAAGUGUGCCCAGAGCAGUGCCGGCACGCCUGUACAGACCAGGGCGAGUGCUGCCACAACCAGUGUCUGGGUCGCUGCCGGGAGCCUCACAGUGACAGGGCAUGCUCCGCCUGCCUGCACUACCAGCACGAGGGUCGCUGUGUGCCCCGCUGCCCGCCACACACCUACAUGUUCGAAGGCUGGAGAUGCAUCACUUUGGACAUGUGUGCUCAGGUCCAUCUGCAGGGAGAGAGCCACUUUGUGAUUCACGACGGCGAGUGCAUGUCCGACUGCCCCAAUGGCUUUACGCGCAACGACUCCAACCGAAUGCUGUGCAGUGCAUGUAACGGCCCGUGUGACAAGCUGUGUCCCUCUGCGGUCAUCGAUUCUGUGGACGCAGCACAGUCUCUCAAAGACUGCACUAUCAUCGAUGGAAACCUCGACAUCAACAUCCGCCAUGGCAACAACAUUGCAUCUGAGCUGGAGAGCUUCAUGGGGCUGAUCCAGACGGUGAUGGGCUACGUGAGGAUCCGACACUCGCACACGCUGGACUCACUGUCAUUCCUAAAGGGUCUGCGAUACAUCAGUGGACACGAGCUCCUGGACAACAUGUACGCCUUCUCCGCCAUCAACAACCUAAACCUGCAGACCCUGUGGAACUGGACCCACCACAAUCUGACCAUCCAGUCGGGACGUCUUUUCUUCCGCAUGAACCCCAAGCUGUGCAUGUCUGAGAUCCACACAAUGGUGGAGCGCACAGGCAUCUUGGUCAAGCAGGAGGAGGGUGACUUCCAUAACAACGGCCAGAGGGCAAGCUGUGAAAGCCACAUCUUGACGUUCAAGUCCAACCACACCACGAGUUCCACCAUUGGGCUGAGCUGGGAGCACUACAGGCCCCUGAACCACUCAGACCACGUCAGCUUCGUGGUCUACUAUAAAGAGGCCCCUUUCCAGAACAUCACUGAGUUUGACAACCUGGACGGCUGCGGCUCUGACAGCUGGAAGAUGGUGGACGUGGACCUCCCUGGGGACCAGAGCGCAGAGCCCAGAGUGACCCUGCAGCAGCUUAAACCCUGGACCCAGUACGCCAUCUUUGUGAAGGGCAUCACUCUGCAGGUGGACCGGCUACCAGAGGCCAAGAGCCACAUGGUCUACAUCCGCACGCGGCCCUCCGUGCCAUCAAUGCCCAAAAACACGAGAGCCUUUGCCAACUCCUCCACUAAGCUGAUGGUGAAGUGGUCCCCCCCAGCCCACCCCAACGGGAACCUCAGCUACUACUUGCUCCGCUGGCAGCAGCAGCCAGAGGACCGCGAGCUCUAUCUGCACAACUUCUGCUCCAAAGAACUAAAGGUCCCCAUUCGUGUCCCGGCAAACGGCCUGAACGAGCUGGAGGAGAACACCAAACCUACCACAUCUGAUGCUGCAGAGGGGGAGAAGGGGCCAUGCUGUGGAUGUCCCAAGACCCAGGAGGAGAAGGACCGCGAGAAGGCCAAUCGUGUCUUCCUAAAGGUUUUCGAGAACUUCCUCCAUAACGCCAUCUUCUUGCAACGACCUCCGGAUCGUCGGCGUAGGGACUUGUUUGGCGCAGAUAACGGCACACAGGCGAACAUGUCCGUAGUAGUCGGGGACAACAGUACAAUGGGAAUGCCUCCUGUCAGAGAGUUUCCCUUCUCGGAGGACAGAACCCGGGCGGAGCAGCUGGACAUCUUCCAGCUGCGGCCCUUUACAGUCUACCGCAUUGAUGUGCACGCAUGCAACGAAGAGGUGGGCCGCUGCAGUGCCUCCGACUUUGUGUUUGCCAGGACCAAACCAGCUGCGAAGGCCGAUGACAUCCCUGGCCGAGUGGAGGUGCAGAUGGACGACAAGGCAGAGGGAAGUGUCCUGCUUCACUGGCCUGAACCCGUCAUGCCCAACGGAGUGGUGCUCAUGUACGAGAUCAAGUACAAGCUGGGUUCCGAGGCCGAGAAGCCCGAGUGUGUGUCGCAGAAGCACUACCGCUUGCACUGGGGGGCCCGCCUCUCUCAGCUGGGCCCUGGGAACUACUCUGCCCGGGUACGAGCCAGGUCUCUGGCUGGAAACGGAUCAUGGACCGAGAAAGUCACCUUCUACGUGCCCCCACCCAAACGAGACAACACGGAGAAGCUGUAUCUGGUCAUCAUCCUGCCCAUCAUUGUGACGCUGAUCAUUGCUGCUAUCAUCACGGGACUCUUCUACAUGAGCAAGAAGAGGAGCAGUGACCGCCUGGGCAAUGGUGUGCUGUAUGCCUCUGUGAACCCCGAGUAUUUCAGUGCAGCUGAGAUGUACAUGCCAGACGAGUGGGAGGUGGCCCGGGAGAAGAUCAGCAUGCACCGCGAGCUGGGCCAGGGUUCCUUUGGCAUGGUGUACGAAGGGACAGCCAAGGGUGUGGUCAAGGAUGAGCCCGAGACCCGAGUGGCCAUCAAGACGGUCAACGAGGUGGCCAGCAUGAGGGAACGCAUCGAGUUCCUGAAUGAAGCCUCGGUCAUGAAAGAGUUCAACUGUCACCAUGUGGUGCGGCUGCUGGGCGUGGUCUCACAAGGACAACCUACUCUGGUCAUCAUGGAGCUUAUGACCCGCGGAGACCUCAAGAGCCACCUGCGCUCGCUGCGGAAGCCCAACUCCACUACACAAGUGCUGCCUCCUAUGAAGAAGAUGAUCCAGAUGACGGGGGAAAUCGCGGACGGCAUGGCAUAUCUGAAUGCCAACAAGUUUGUGCACCGCGACCUGGCAGCGCGCAACUGCAUGGUGGCUGAAGACUUCACGGUCAAGAUCGGAGAUUUUGGCAUGACAAGGGACAUCUAUGAGACGGACUAUUAUCGUAAGGGUGGGAAGGGCCUGCUGCCAGUGCGCUGGAUGUCCCCAGAGUCUCUCAAGGACGGAGUCUUCACCACCAUGUCGGAUGUGUGGUCCUUUGGCGUGGUUUUGUGGGAGAUCUCCACGUUAGCGGAGCAGCCAUACCAGGGCAUGUCCAACGAGCAAGUGUUGCGCUUCGUCAUGGAGGGAGGUCUGCUGGACAAGCCCGAUAACUGUCCCGACAUGUUGUUCGAGCUGAUGCGCAUGUGCUGGCAGUACAACCCCAAGAUGCGGCCGUCCUUCUUGGAGAUCAUUAGCAGCAUCCGCGGUGAGAUGGAGGCACCCUUCAGUGAUGUCAGCUUCUUCUACAGUGAUGACAACAAACCGGCGGACACAGAGGGGUUGGAGCCUGUGGAGGCAUUGGAGAACAUCCCCUUGGACCCGGCUUCCACGUCGCUUCGCCAGCCCACGCCCUCGCCCAGCCCUCAGCACAGCCCAACGCCCUCUACACCCGACACACUCUCAAGGGCGUCCGCUAAUGGGCCGGCACUGGUACUGCAGGCGCACAUUGACUCGCUGCAGCCAUACGCGCACAUGAAUGGAGGCCGUAAGAAUGAACGUGCACUGCCCCUGCCCCAGUCCUCAGCCUGCUGA
This is a messenger RNA of Knipowitschia caucasica, 3465 nucleotides long. The record is from the annotation of a GenBank genome assembly. NCBI's taxonomy places the organism in Eukaryota, Metazoa, Chordata, Actinopteri, Gobiiformes, Gobiidae.